CUUUAAAAUAAUUACAUUUUUUAAAGCCUUUCGUUCCGCGCGUUUUCCUUACAGCCUUUUCAAUUGGGAGUUUGCGGCGGGCGGGGAGGGAGAAGAAAGUCCUGUUCUGACCGAGAAGCGCCGAGAGACCUGGGCCUCUCUCAGCAGCGAGGGCAGCGGCCAUCGCAGAGCCUGCGGCAUCCACGCGUGGCUUUUACUUUGCGCGCACAUUCCUGACUGUGCCUAGAGCCAUCGAGCAGGCAAGCAUGGGGUGUUUGGGCAACAGCAAGACAGCAGAAGACCAGGGCGUCGAUGAAAAAGAACGACGCGAAGCCAACAAAAAGAUCGAGAAGCAGCUGCAGAAAGAGCGCCUGGCCUACAAAGCCACUCACCGCUUGCUGCUCCUGGGGGCUGGCGAGUCUGGGAAAAGCACUAUUGUCAAACAGAUGAGGAUCCUGCACGUCAAUGGAUUUAAUCCGGAGGAAAAGAAGCAGAAAAUUUUAGACAUACGGAAAAAUGUUAAAGAUGCUAUUGUGACAAUUAUUUCAGCGAUGAGUACUAUUAUACCUCCAGUUCCACUGGCCAACCCUGAAAACCAGUUUCGAUCAGACUACAUCAAGAGCAUAGCCCCUAUCACCGACUUUGAAUAUUCCCAGGAGUUCUUUGAUCAUGUGAAAAAACUUUGGGAUGAUGAAGGCGUGAAGGCGUGCUUCGAGAGGUCCAAUGAGUACCAGCUGAUCGACUGUGCACAAUACUUCCUGGAAAGAAUCGACAGUGUCAGUCUGGUGGACUACACACCCACGGACCAGGACCUCCUCAGAUGCAGAGUUCUAACGUCGGGGAUUUUUGAGACACGAUUCCAAGUGGACAAAGUCAACUUCCACAUGUUUGAUGUCGGCGGCCAGAGGGACGAGAGGAGGAAAUGGAUCCAGUGCUUUAACGAUGUCACUGCCAUCAUUUACGUUGCGGCCUGCAGCAGCUACAACAUGGUGAUUCGGGAGGAUAACAAUACCAACAGACUGAGGGAAUCCCUGGACCUUUUUGAAAGCAUCUGGAACAACAGGUGGUUACGGACAAUUUCUAUCAUCUUGUUCUUGAACAAACAGGAUAUGCUAGCAGAAAAAGUCUUGGCAGGGAAAUCAAAAAUUGAAGACUACUUCCCAGAGUAUGCAAAUUACACUGUUCCUGAAGAUGCAACUCCAGAUGCAGGAGAAGAUCCCAAAGUCACAAGAGCCAAGUUCUUUAUCCGGGACCUGUUCUUGAGGAUCAGCACAGCCACGGGUGACGGCAAACACUACUGCUACCCCCACUUUACCUGCGCCGUGGACACGGAGAAUAUCCGCCGGGUAUUCAACGACUGCCGCGACAUCAUCCAGCGGAUGCAUCUCAAGCAGUAUGAGCUGCUGUGAGGCCCACCCGCUGCCCAUGUCUACCCUGUGUCUGUGCCCCCUGUCCCCACCUGUGUCUGCACCCCGUGUCUGCACCCCAUGUCCACUUGUCCAA
Messenger RNA from Otolemur garnettii (small-eared galago), 1482 nucleotides. RefSeq names its product G protein subunit alpha L (gene GNAL). The transcript is spliced from 12 exons. The coding region runs from base 246 to 1388 and encodes 380 amino acids. Gene Ontology annotation, cellular component: heterotrimeric G-protein complex. The record is from RefSeq and is a predicted model, not a curated record. Gene Ontology annotation, biological process: adenylate cyclase-modulating G protein-coupled receptor signaling pathway. Gene Ontology annotation, molecular function: G-protein beta/gamma-subunit complex binding; GTPase activity; G protein-coupled receptor binding. NCBI's taxonomy places the organism in Eukaryota, Metazoa, Chordata, Mammalia, Primates, Galagidae.